Messenger RNA from Salvia hispanica, 789 nucleotides. RefSeq lists its product as uncharacterized. Gene Ontology annotation, cellular component: chloroplast. Lineage: Eukaryota; Viridiplantae; Streptophyta; Magnoliopsida; Lamiales; Lamiaceae. The record is from RefSeq and is a predicted model, not a curated record. Gene Ontology annotation, molecular function: oxidoreductase activity.
UGGUUGUUUGCGAUGUCUGAUUCGGGCAAACUCACAGUUCUUGUUACCGGUGCAGGUGGUAGAACAGGACAAAUUGCUUACAAGAAACUGAAGGAGAGGUCAGAUCAGUACAUAACUAGAGGUCUGGUAAGAACUCCCGAAAGCAAGGAAAAAAUUGGUAGAGAGGAUGAUGUUUAUGUCGGGGACGUAAGGGACAGUGAGAGCAUUGUUCCAUCCAUUCAAGGUAUUGAUGCACUCAUCAUACUCACGAGUGUUGUGCCGAAGAUGAAGCCGGGUUUUGACCCUGCUAAAGGCGGGAGACCUGAAUUCUAUUUCGAAGAUGGAGCGUUUCCUGAACAGGUCGAUUGGAUUGGACAGAAGAAUCAAGUAGAUGCUGCUAAAGCUGCUGGAGUGAAACAUAUUGUGCUGGUGGGAUCAAUGGGAGGAACAAAUCCAAAUCACCCUUUGAAUAGCUUGGGAAAUGGAAAUAUCUUGAUUUGGAAGAGAAAGGCUGAGAAGUACUUAGCCGACUCAGGGAUCCCAUACACCAUAAUAAGGUACUCCCUUCCCGGCGGCCUGCAAGAUAAAGAAGGUGGUCUAAGAGAGCUACUAGUAGGAAAGGACGACGAACUUCUCAGCACGGAUACAAAGACUAUACCUAGGGCGGACGUUGCUGAAGUCUGUCUUCAGUCACUCAAAUUUGAGGAGGCCAAAUUCAAAGCUUUCGACCUUGCUUCGAAACCUGAAGGUUCCGGCACGCCAAUUACGGAUUUCAAGGCUCUCUUCACUCAAAUCACUGCUCGAUUCUGA